Molecule: messenger RNA, 2434 nt
Organism: Larimichthys crocea (large yellow croaker)
Lineage: Eukaryota; Metazoa; Chordata; Actinopteri; Sciaenidae
Gene: prokr1a
Product: prokineticin receptor 1a
Exons: 3
Coding region: 147-1265 (372 amino acids)
Biological process (GO): neuropeptide signaling pathway
Cellular component (GO): plasma membrane
Molecular function (GO): neuropeptide receptor activity
Source: RefSeq, a predicted model, not a curated record
CGAAACCGUCACACGUGUGUGUGCGCGCGUGUGUGCUUUUAGUCGUGGACGCGCCUCGCGGUCUUUAAAUCAUUCAGUGGAGCAGCACGCGCGGAGCAGCAGCUUUGAUCAGACACUCCUAUCUGAGCAUGUUGACCUGAGUUAUCAUGAGCGACCCAAGCAACAGCAGCUUGACUCUAGACUACUUCCUAGCCAGCGACGACCUGGACUAUGAGAUUCCUCUGGACGAGAUCCCGGACACCACGCAGGGCCAGGCCUUCUUCGUUGCCACCAUUGUCAUUGCCGUGGUCCUGGUGGGCAUUAUGUUGGUCUGUGGAGUGGGAAACUGUCUGUUCAUCGCCAGCCUUGCCCGCUACAAGCAGCUCCGCAACCUGACCAACCUGCUGAUCGCAAACCUGGCUGUGUCGGACGUGCUGGUUGCGGUGGUGUGCUGCCCCUUCCUGCUGGAUUACUAUGUAGUGAAGCAGUUGUCGUGGGACCACGGCCUGCUGCUCUGUGCCUCCACCAACUACCUGCGCACUGUCUCUCUCUACGUGUCCACCAAUGCACUGCUGGCCAUCGCUGUGGACAGGUACAUGGCUAUCCUCUAUCCUCUGAGGCCUCGUAUGAAGCACCAGACGGCCUACUGUGUGAUCCUGACAGUUUGGAUUGUCCCCAUCUUCAUCUCUAUCCCCUCUGCCUACAUGGCCUCUGAGACGACAUACCCACAUGUGGAAGGUCGCACCUAUAAGACCUUCUGUGCUCAGAUCUGGCCUGUGGACCAGCAGGUUUACUACCGCUCCUACUUCCUCCUCAUCUUCGCUCUGGAGUUCAUUGGCCCAGUGACCGUGAUGGCUGUCUGCUACAUCCAGAUCUCCAGGGAGCUGUGGUUUAAGGAUGUUCCGGGUUUCCAGACGGAGCAGAUCCGAAAGAGGCUCCAGAAGCGACGGAGGACAGUAGUGGUGCUGGUUCUAGUGCUGGUUGCCUACGUGUUGUGCUGGGCGCCAUACUACGGCUUUGCCCUGCUGCGGGACUUUUACCCCACCCUCAUAUCCCGCGACAGGAACUCCCUGGUGGCUUUCUACAUCAUUGAGUGCAUCGCCAUGAGUAAUGGGGUCAUCAACACGCUCUGCUUUAUGAGCGUCCGAAACAAUAACAAGCGCCUGAAGAAGGCGGGCAAGUUUCCACUGAGGCUGGUGACUUUUGUAGCUGCCAAAUCAGUGGAUGAGGGGGAGGCACGGACCUCCUCUCUCCGAAUAACGGACAUGGAGGGAGUUAGGAGGUAACACACCUGCUACUUUGGUUCAUGUAUGUGCAGCAGCAUAAAGUGUUAAAGGACUUAAUGAAGUGUAAUAAAAAUCAGAGUAUGUGGGAGUUACUAGACGUCUGUAAAACUGUGACAGGACACCUCAAACUGCAAACAAGGUCUUUAAAGACUUUCUAUUCUGAAUAUUUGAUCCAUGAAUGUUUUUGUAUUUGUGAAACUCUCCUUGAACUGAGAGAAACUAUUUAAAAAUCCAUGACAACAUCACAAUAUAAAGUCAAUAGGCCGAGUGGGAGAAACACAACUGCACAUAUUGAGUGGGCUGCAUAGCCAGAAAGUAAAUCCAGAAGCUAAAAACAAAGAAUUCUUAUUGGACUGAAUAGGUGCCAUCUUUGGGUUCGGUAUCCGGUUCUAUAGUUUAAACCUGUAAAUAAAUAACAUCUCUCCAAACCUACAGCUGAAGGCAACUGUAAUGAUCAAAAUAAAUCAUAUAUGAUCACAACAAUGCCGUUUCAAUUCAAACACCACUCACUCUUCCUAAAAAGAAAACUGGAAAAGAGGAUUGAUGAUCAUCUGCAAUCCAACAUCCACAUAAACAACAGUUAUAACAGGAGUCUGUUCUGUGUAGACGUUUGGUGUCAUUUGCAUGCAUGAGCAGCUGUGGUCAACAAAUACUGGAAAAAUUAUUUAUAUUAAUUUACAGAUAAAUGCAGACAGAUUCACUGAUGUUCCUGCUUUACAUGUGUUGAUUUUUGAUGCACGCGUUUAAUGUUUGGAAAGUGAUAAAUCAAAAUGGUUUAAUUACAAUUUAAUCAUUACUCCCGCAUUAAUGAAUAUUUACUGAAAGUACUUAAUUUGCUGUUGAUUAGUCACUAAAAUAGCAGCCGUGUGAAACAGACAUGUUUCUCAGCACAAGUUUAAGACACAUUUUCCACCAAAAUACCGGUGGUACCAUCUGCAUGGAGCAAAAUGUUCAGUACAGAAGAAUAAAGUCAUGAUAUGUUCCCAGUGCUUGACAGACAUCGAACGUUUUCUUCAGUUUGUGGUUGAAGGUUUGUUUUGUUGUAUUUCUGCAUGUCAGAACUGACGGUCGCAUGUAAAUAGGACACAUUAUCAUUUUAAUUAGUCGUCAUGUUAAUAGGUUUUUGUGAACUUUUAAAAGAGAAGAGCACGCAAGAACAGGAAGUUUAA